Molecule: messenger RNA, 279 nt
Organism: Venustampulla echinocandica
Lineage: Eukaryota; Fungi; Ascomycota; Leotiomycetes; Helotiales; Pleuroascaceae
Exons: 2
Coding region: 1-279 (92 amino acids)
Biological process (GO): mitochondrial respiratory chain complex IV assembly
Cellular component (GO): mitochondrial inner membrane; mitochondrion
Source: RefSeq, a predicted model, not a curated record
AUGGGGGGACCUAACCUCGAAGUCUUCAAAUUUGGCAUGUACAUCAUGUUCCCAAUUGGAACGAUGUACUACUAUGGCACGAACUUAGACAGACGCUUCGCCGUGCCCGAUUUCUGGCCGAAGCCUAACCAGACAAACCGAAUUCCUUUCGAGAAGGACGAGAUACAUAGCGAGCUGGAGCGUUUGAGGAAGAAACGAUUAUUCUUGAGGGAGAAGCGACUUGAGAUGGAAGCCAAAGGAGAGAGUGGGAACGAGAGUAGGAAUGGAGACUCUUCGUGA